Messenger RNA from Aureobasidium melanogenum CBS 110374, 756 nucleotides. Its product is annotated as ribosomal protein L27. NCBI's taxonomy places the organism in Eukaryota, Fungi, Ascomycota, Dothideomycetes, Dothideales, Saccotheciaceae. Gene Ontology annotation, biological process: translation. The transcript has 3 exons. The coding region runs from base 1 to 756 and encodes 251 amino acids. The record is from RefSeq and is a predicted model, not a curated record. Gene Ontology annotation, molecular function: structural constituent of ribosome. Gene Ontology annotation, cellular component: ribosome; mitochondrial large ribosomal subunit.
AUGUUGCUCCCAAGGAUACGGGCACUGCCCACAGGCUCAUCGCCAGCCAUUUCUACCCUCGAAACUGCUCUGUCCGCUUUGCGCCUGUCGUCAUCAGCAACCACCAGCAUUACCAGCAUCGCUGUGCGCCAUGCCUCGCACAAGGCUCAGGGAGCCGCCAACUCUGCAAAGGACGGUCCAGGAAAGAGAUUGGGUGCUAAGAAGAGUGGAGAACAAUAUGUGAUCCCGGGCAACAUCAUCUUCCGCCAACGCGGCACCAAAUGGUUCCCAGGCGACAACUGCGCCAUGGGCCGCGACCAUACCAUCUACGCCACCCAACCGGGCUACGUAAAAUACUACAAAGACCCCCUGAAGCACCCAAAACGCCAAUACAUCGGUGUGGUAUUCGAGCGCAGUCAAGUGCUGCCACAACCACCUCAUGCAGUGCGUAGACGACGUCUAGGCAUGUUGGCCUACCAGAUGGAAACUCCCCACUUGGAAGCACAACUGCAAGGCGACCUAGUCACAGGCGCAGAAACAGGAUUGGGCAAAGUUGUUGUCAAGGACAAGAUUACUGGCGAGGUUGUUAGAGCAACACCGACACUUAGACCUGGAUACCAGUACCGCGCUGCCAAUUGGGAGAUUGGAAGGGCUGCUGAGAGAGCUGGAAUCAGAGUUACGCCAUUCAAGCCCGGAAACAGAUUUUUGGCUUGGAGAAAGGCGGCGGCGAGGAAGGCUAGGAAUGCUGAGAGGAGAGGCUUGACGAGGAGACGUUAG